UAAAGUUAUAUAGCGGCAAGAGCAUUCAACAGAAGAGAUCACAAUUGCUUGUGAUAAUUGAUCAAAAUCAAAAUGAGCAUCAUCUGCAAUAUGUGGAUUCGCAGGAUCGUCAACGCUAAUCCAGCUAUUGUUUGGAGAAAUGCAAGCAUUAUUCAUAGGAGAUAUGCACAAGCAUUUUCAAAGGGAGAAAAUGGUAAAUUUACUCAGAGCUCAGACACCAGGGAAAAUCUGAAAUCGAAUGUCAUUCCGGUGGAGAAGGCUCACACUAACUUGCAGAAGAGGUCGCAGGCUACCUCCAUCAAAGGAGAAACUGCUGUAAAAGAGGGCAGGAACCUCCUAAACCGAAACCAGAGACAGGAUCUCCUCCUGUUCAUAACUGAGAGAGGACAUUGGUUACAGUUUUGGGGUUCAGGUUGGAUGGCCAGCCACCAGGAAGCUUAUAAAUUAUGUAGGAAAGAAAAUAGAUAAAGUGUUUAAAACAUAUGUUUAAGUGUGGUAGUGAACUAUACCUUUCUCGGCCUUUUGGCAGAGAUAAGUAUAGCAGAGAAACUCAUGCAGGGGCUUUUGAAAGUUCUUCCAAAUUUAGCAUGUAACUUUAAUAAGAUGAAUGGUUUAUUAAUAUGUAGAUUACUUAAAAUUA
Cryptomeria japonica (Japanese cedar) is the source of this 640-nucleotide messenger RNA. RefSeq lists its product as uncharacterized. The record is from RefSeq and is a predicted model, not a curated record. The coding region runs from base 73 to 468 and encodes 131 amino acids. The transcript has 3 exons. NCBI's taxonomy places the organism in Eukaryota, Viridiplantae, Streptophyta, Pinopsida, Cupressales, Cupressaceae.